Vombatus ursinus (common wombat) is the source of this 2404-nucleotide messenger RNA. RefSeq names its product homeobox protein Hox-A6. Bases 151 to 855 code for a protein of 234 amino acids. The transcript has 2 exons. NCBI's taxonomy places the organism in Eukaryota, Metazoa, Chordata, Mammalia, Diprotodontia, Vombatidae. Gene Ontology annotation, cellular component: nucleus. The record is from RefSeq and is a predicted model, not a curated record. Gene Ontology annotation, molecular function: RNA polymerase II cis-regulatory region sequence-specific DNA binding; DNA-binding transcription factor activity, RNA polymerase II-specific. Gene Ontology annotation, biological process: regulation of transcription by RNA polymerase II; anterior/posterior pattern specification.
CAUUGGCCACUGCGCCGUCAGCUGGUGCUAUUUGCUGCUGUCGCUUUUGGCGCUCGGCCAUCCAGAAACAAACCAGUUCGAUGACUACUAAUAGUUAUAGCCAGAUGUACUAAUACACAACAAAUCACAGUCCUGCAGAGGGGAGCGCAAAUGAGUUCCUAUUUUGUGAAUCCCACUUUCCCUGGGAGCCUGCCUAAUGGACAGGACUCCUUCCUCGGGCAAAUCCCCCUCUAUCCAGCUGGCUAUGAUGCUCUGAGGCAUUUCCCCGCUUCUUAUGGGGCAUCGAGCCUCCAGGACAAGACAUACACCUCACCUUGUUUCUACCAACAGUCCAACACGGUCAUUGCUUGCAAUCGAGCGUCCUAUGAGUACGGCACCUCUUGUUUCUAUUCAGAGAAGGACUUGAGUAGCGCCUCUCCCUCGGGCAGUGGCAAACAGAGGGGCCACGGGGAAUAUCUGCACUUUUCUCCUGAGCAACAAUACAAAUCCGAAAGCAGCGUGCAGGGCAAAAUCUUAAAUGACGAAGGCAGCGACCGGAAGUACACAAGUCCUGUUUAUCCCUGGAUGCAGCGGAUGAAUUCCUGUGCUGGUACUGUGUACGGCACCCAUGGCCGAAGGGGAAGGCAAACUUACACGAGAUACCAAACCCUCGAAUUGGAAAAGGAAUUCCAUUUUAACCGAUACCUGACGCGAAGGCGCCGGAUUGAGAUUGCCAACGCGCUCUGCCUCACAGAACGACAGAUCAAAAUAUGGUUCCAAAACAGGAGAAUGAAAUGGAAAAAAGAGAACAAACUCAUAAAUUCCACACAGCCCAGCAGCGAAGAAACAGAGGAAAAGGCAGGGGGAGUAGAAUAACGAAUGCAUCAGAAAAGUUCCCAGGCCUUCCCCCUUCUUAGCGGCUUUCCCCCUUGUGUUCUCAUUCUGCCAACACUAUUUCUGCCCUAAGUAUUCACAGUCUGUUGUUUUCUAAAACUGGAGGAGAGGCUAUAUAUUUGCAAUCAACUGUGUAUUUCUUAGAAGAAAAAAAAUAGGAGUCAUUUAGAAGUCUGUUGUGUACAUAGCCCCUCUUUUCCUUCUCCUGUAAAGCCGGUUAACCAGGCGCCCCACCCCCAGAAAGGACCCUGGUUUCUGUUGAGCAUCUCGGGUUGUCCGAGUGUCUUCUAGUAGCUGUUAUUUGCUGCAGAAGCGAAGAGUUGCAUGGUUUAGCAUCUGAACUGUGAGCUGAUUUGGAGGGGGAAAGCACCAAUCCGAGGUUUCAGCCCUUUCAGAAUCCCAUUUACGGUCGGGGUCGUCUCCUCCCUACGGUGUUUGGGAGCUGGCUGUCCAGCGGGGUCUACAAAAAGUUUUACGGCACUAGGCAACAAUGCAAUAAGACCUAAACCAAUAAAUCUGCUGAACAAAGGAGGAAAAGACAGUUGGGGUCCCCCGCACCCCCUCCCCCCAAAAAGACCUCCAAGAGUCCUUUCGCCUCAGGCAGCAAUGGGCAAGGGAAGAACUUUCAGGAAACAAAGAAUCGCCCAGAAGGAGCUAUAAAACUAGUGUUCCCAAAUGAAAUCGGCUAACCCUAACGGGAAGAAAAGCAACCUUUCUAGGAGGGCAAGCAAAUCUGGACACUGAACUUUGCAGGCUCGGGAGAAGCCCGAUCUUUCUGAGGGUGCGGUGCCACAGGGAGUCCCAGCUGCAGUUCCAUAAGACCGGGCUUGCUUCCUCUCCCCUUUUUAUGUCAGUAAGAGGGAGGCAGUUUUUAUUAGGUGGCACAUUGGCCUGAGCUUUCCGCAUUUCCAAGUGGCUCACAGGCUUGGUUCAGACAGUCCCUUAUCUCUCUGCUACCUUUGUCAUUUACUUUCGAAUUUCUAAGCCCAGGGAAAUAAAGGCUACAGACCGACCUGCCCUGAAAUGCUUCCAUUCUGGCUCUCCUUGAAUUUGUUCUCAUUUGAGCAGGAUUCUCAAAGCAGGUCGGUCAAGCUAUCUCUGCAUCGUCCCAUCUUUGCUUCUGCAUUUUCGGGGAGCCAAGCCUGGGCACAGGCGUAUGCAGCAGGAAACCCCUCUGCUUUCACGGCUGGCCAGACCGGGAAGCUGGAAUACGAAGAUUUUCUCUGAGCUUAGUCCUUAAAGCGAUUGGAAUAGCUAUCUAUGAAAAUCAUAUUUACUUGUGAGGGGGAAAAAAUCCACUGGGACUAUAAAACUGUACGGAAUUUGACCUCGCCUCGGAAAACUCAACACAAAACCUAUCUUUACUAGAUGUUUGUCAUUUAAAAUCGGCAGGGUAGUGUCCCUUAUGCGCCUACAGAAAAGAGGUCUUUGAUUGCAGCUGCUGGGGUAGGGGGGAGAUUUAUUUCUCCAAUUGGUUCAAUGUACAUCACCCUAAAAAAAGAGGUGAUUUUUGGUUUUUUGCAGAAUUCUG